AUGGUGAAAGGAUUGAAAGUGAGCGUGGAUUUGAACCUGGACGCCGUCUCCAGCCCGGGCACGGUUUUGGGCACACGAGGGCCGCUUUAUAUUGAAAUGCAAAUAUUUCGACAUCUUUUGCGAUCUGAAGCAAGUCCCUCUAUCUUCCCCAUUCUUCUCCACAAGCGUCUGAACAUCACCCAUAUCUUCCCAUAUCUAACUGAUCCGGGACAGCUGGCCAACGAACUGGCGAAGCAGAUGAUCUCGAUCAAGCUGAUUCAAGAAGGCGCCCUUGGGGAUCAGAUCCUUGCUCAUUACGCUGCGAGCGCGCGCGACUUUCUCUUCCCAACACCACAGCUGUCGGACACUUAUCCAGGAGUCCACCGCGAAGUCCUGAUGAAUCGGACCCAAUUUUACACGGGACUUCUUGAACCAAAACUCGAAUUUAGUACAAAAACGACCAUCAAAGAAGUCACAGCGAGGCGAAAAUUUGGAGGUACCGCGAUAACCAACCGUGUCCGCAGCCCAUCCCCUGUUCGUGGACGAGGAGCUUUCGAAAUGUCGAAAAGCGACGAUCGGUUAACUCGCACUGCUGCGAAGAAUCUUCAACAGGCUACGCAACAAAAAUCGCAACGUUCCAGAAGCGCGGUCCGUAGAUCUGAUGAUCCUCGUUUCAUGAACACGACGAUUUCCUUCCGUGCAAAAUCUCCCGAAAGAAGAGUAAAAUCAGCUAAAUCGUCGACGAAAAAACCACUGCCGUUCGUUGGUGCUAAUGAUAAUCACAAUCUAGCACGAUAUACCUCUACUUAUUCGGAAACCAAAGCUCCUCCCACCAAGUCCAGGCAAACUAUGGUAACUGAACUUGAUUACACCGGAAAUACGUACGAGAAGAUCCGAGAAAGAAUUUCAAGAUUACUUGAAUCACCCCGCGCACAAGAAUUCAACAGACACGGUGAGCUCGAUGCAUCGCUUGUAAGACUGGAACGGAAAAUUGCUGCAAAUAAAGGACCGAGGGUAAAUUUGGCUCAGGAUUGCACCUGGUCUGAGGAUGCCUCCAAAUAUCGCGGUGAAAGUCAUCGACAAACUUUCGAUGCAAGCCUCAAACACGUAUACGAUGGGAUAGUUGAAGAUUACGAAGCCUGA
Molecule: messenger RNA, 1122 nt
Organism: Oikopleura dioica
Lineage: Eukaryota; Metazoa; Chordata; Appendicularia; Copelata; Oikopleuridae
Source: the annotation of a GenBank genome assembly